AUGGCGUUCAUUAGAAAACCCAUAACCAUCAUGUUGAUUGUGAUGUCACUAUAUACUACUUUCGUUUUUGGUUUCACCUGUCCCAAGAAAAAUGAUAAGAAUAAUCCCAAUGGACUUUACGCUAAUCCAACUGACUGUUGUACAUUCUAUCAAUGCGCUAACGGUCAUCCAUAUGUUAUGAAUUGCCCUGAUGGUUUGCAAUGGAGUACGAAACGAUUAAGAUGUGAAUGGCCAAAAAAUUCUGAUUGUGGGGUCAACGCCACCAGUUCAGCUUUUACGUGUCCAGAGAAAAAUGAUGAGAAUAACCCUAAUGGACUUUAUGCUAAUCCAAGUGAUUGUUCUACAUUCUAUCAAUGUUCUAACGGUAAAUCAUAUUUAAUGAAUUGCCCUGAUGAUUUGCAAUGGAGUACGAAACUAUUAAGAUGUGAAUGGCCUGAAAAUUCUGAUUGCGGGGUCGAACCUAGUAAAGAUUUUACAUGCCCAAAGAAAAAUAAUAAGAAAAAUCCUAAUGGACUUUACGCUAAUUCAAAAGACUGUUGUACAUUCUAUCAAUGCGCUAACGGUCAUCCAUAUCUGAUGAAUUGCCCUGAUGGUUUGCAAUGGAGUACGAAAAGAUUAAGAUGUGAAUGGCCUGAAAAUUCUGAUUGCGGUGCCAAAAGCGGAAAGACGAAUAGCAACUAG
This is a messenger RNA of Dentiscutata erythropus, 681 nucleotides long. The record is from the annotation of a GenBank genome assembly. NCBI's taxonomy places the organism in Eukaryota, Fungi, Glomeromycota, Glomeromycetes, Diversisporales, Gigasporaceae.